Molecule: messenger RNA, 609 nt
Organism: Drosophila serrata
Lineage: Eukaryota; Metazoa; Arthropoda; Insecta; Diptera; Drosophilidae
Source: RefSeq, a predicted model, not a curated record
UUUUCGGAUUUCGAACCUAAAAAAAAAAUAAUAAUAAAUUCCAGGUCACCAGAAGAGUUUAGCUUUCAGAGAAAACACCAUGGAUACAUUGCGCCAAAAGGUUUCCGAACUGUUCAAUAAACCUACACCAAAAACUGUAGAGGUAAAGAAAACUACACCCAAGCCAAACGACUCGAAAGUAGAAGAAACUCCUUUGGAACCCAUUGCCUCGGCAGAUUCGCCUGUGCCAGAAAUAAAAACAAACAAAUUCAAAAGCGAGUUUCAAGACGGAGAUUUUAAUUACCAACUGGAAUUUGUAGACUUUUUAGAUCGUCAUUCACCCAAAGGUUUAUCCAAGAAAUUUAUGGAUAUGUUGCCAUAUCUGGAAAUAAGCUUCUUGUCUUGGCCAGCUUAUUGGAUUUACCGUGGCUUUAAUUGGCAGAACAAAAGAAAUACGGAAAGGAUAAGUGUUUACAUUCAAAGGACCUAUCAACAUGCCAAGUUUAUGCAGGUGGCCAUUUUGGCCACUGGCGCUUUUGUUGUCAGCAUGUCACGUUCUCCCUUUCAAGUACAAAAAAUGGAGUAUAAAAAAACCAAAGAUUCCUCUUAGUUUAAGUAAGCCUUGAUUUA